UCAAGCCAUGGAAAGAAGAGAAAGAGUAAUGUGGCUUUCCAUCAUAAUUGAAUAUCUUCCAUGAAUGGAGCUUUACCCUUCUUCAUGCAACGACAAGAAAUUUGUAAUGCUUAACAUCUCAACUGUCUUCAAGUGAUUGAUAAAACACAGUAAUGCUUAGGUUGGAGUUUCAAAUUUCCAUCUGGGUAUAUCAUUCAGUUUUUUUAAACAGGAAGGGACAUGUAGAUUACUCUCCAUGGUGUCUGACUUUUUUAAGAGCCUGAUCUUACCUUUUCUCCAUAAGCUUUGUAAAGGAAUGUUUACAAAGAAAUUGGGAAAUACUACAAAAAAGAAAGAAAAUUGCCCUAGCAAAAAACAGCAAGACGCUCCUCUGUCUGGCCAGACAAAACCCCCUAAAUUUUCUACCACUUUGAAAAGCACCGUUAAAAACAUUGCCAAGUGUUCAUCUGCUCGCAACUUGUCCACAGAAGACGAAGUCAAUAGAGAAUAUUCCCUCUCUCCCACGUUCAGUUAUCGUGUCGCGAUUGCUAACGGACUGCAAAAGAAUAUUCUUGUGAAAAACACCAGUAAUGAGGAUCUGGUUCAAGAGCUAUCCUCUAUUGAGAGCUCCUACUCAGAAUCAUUAAGUGAGAUCAAGGGCAGCGCUGAAAUCAAGGAGCACUCUUCACACGCAAUGCCGGUGAGACGCAAUAGAAAGAGCUUGAGCAGCCUAGCUCCCUCUGAGGGAAGCUCCGAUGGGGAGCGCACGUUACAUAGCCUGAAACUAGGAGCCUUACGCAAAUUGAGGAAAUGGAAAAAGAGCCAAGAAUUCCUCUCCUCUGAUUCAGAGUUGAGCACAAUGAAAAAAACAUGGGGACUCCGAAGCAAAUCUUUAGACAGAACUGCCCGUCCCCAGAAAACAAACACCCUUGAACCUGGGUUUAGUUCAUCUGGCUGCAUUAGCCAAACCCAUGAUGUUAUGGAAAUGAUAUUUAAGGAACUUCAGGGAAUAAGCCAGAUUGAAACAGAACUUUCCGAAUUAAGAGGCCAUGUCAAUGCUCUCAAACACUCCAUAGAUGAGAUCUCUAGUAGUGUAGAGGUUGUCCAAAGCGAAAUAGAACAGCUACGUACUGGCUUUGUCCAGUCUCGAAGGGAAACCAGAGACAUUCAUGAUUAUAUUAAACAGAUAAGUCAUACCGGAAGCAAAGCAAGUCUGAGAUUUUUAAAUGUGCCCGAAGAAAGAUUUGAAUAUGUUGAAAAUGUUGUAUAUCGGAUUCUCAUAGAUAAAAUGGGGUUUUCAGAUGCACCCCAUGCUAUAAAAAUAGAAUUUGCUCAAAGAAUAGGGCAGCAAAGGGACUGUCCAAAUGCGAAGCCUCGCCCCAUACUUGUAUACUUUGAAACACCUCAACAGAGGGAUUUCAUAUUGAAAAAGUCUUAUAAACUUAAAGGAACAGGCAUUGGAGUGUCAACAGAUAUUCUAACUCAUGACAUCAGAGAAAGAAAAGACAGAGGAAUGCCAACCUCCCAAACCUAUGAGAGUAUGGACAUUAAGCUCUCUACUCUUGAGCCUAAAAUCAAAAGGAGCAGUUGGCAGUCACCAGAUGAUAGUGAUAAAGAUCUGGAUUCUGAUCUUAAUAAAAACAGCUAUGCUGUGAUAUCAAAGUCAGAGUUUCAAACCAAAGCAAGUGGUCCAAAGUCAAAUGCAAAAUCUCAUAAUGCUAGAAGUAGGAAUAAAACUGCGGAUAGCGGCAAAUUUUCAAGUAAAUCAGACUAUGAUGAACAAGCUACACAGUUUCCCGAAUCUGAUACCAUGGAGAAGGAAUCCAAAGCUUAUUAUGCUGAGAUGGCUCCCCUCUGGCAUUCACAAAGUGAUUUUCUCACACCAAAACUGAGCCAUUCUGAAUCUGAUUUUUCCAAACUGUGUCAAUCUUAUUCAGAGGAUUUUUCAGAGAAUCAAUUUUUCACCAGGACAAAUGGAAGUUCUCUCUUAUCUUCUUCAGACAGAGAACUUUGGCAGAGGAGACAGGAUGGCACCAACUGGUAUAGCAGCUCCCAGGACCAGAACUUUAACAGGAGUAUUCAAAAUGACCAAGGUCCCAAUGAAAUAGAGAACACUGAAACCGUGGACAGUGGUGUCAGUAAUGGAGUAGUGUGUGUAUCAGGAGACAGAAGCAAUUACAGUGAUUCCCAGCUCUCUUUACGAGAUGAUCUCUCACCAUGGAAAGAAUGGAAUCAGUCAGGACAAGGUGCAGAUUUGGGCCUUGAUUCAUCUACACAGGAAGGUUUUGACUAUGACACCAACAGCCUGUCAGACCCACAGCUGGAUGGUGACAACAAAGAUCUGGAUGACCUAGGAAAGUGCCACAGUGACCUUCCAGAUGACUCAGAGAGCUAUGAUUUUACGUUAGAUGACAAUUCUUCCCCAUGCCCAGGGUUGGAUAAUGACACACAAGGCCAAUGGGUUGGCCCAUAUGAUGUUUAUCCGGCAGCCAAUUCUAAUGAACUUUACCAAAAUCAAAAUCAACUGCCAAUGCUGUAUCGGAGCCAGAGUGAGUUACCAAGUGAUGCUUCAGAGGAUGCUGCACCCAAGUCUUGGCACAGCAGAUUGAGCAUAGAUCUUUCUGAUAAGACAUUUAGCUUCCCAAAGUUUGGAUCGACCCUUCAGCGAGCUAAAUCAGCUUUGGAAGUUGUGUGGAAUAAAAGCACUCAGAGCCUGAGUGGAUAUGAGGACAGUGGGUCAUCCUUAAUGGGGCGAUUUAGAACUUUAUCCCAGUCUACUGCAAAUGAGUCAAGUACCACCCUUGAUUCUGAUGUCUACACUGAACCAUAUUACUACAAAGCAGAGGAUGAGGAAGACUACAGUGAGCCUGGAACUGAACAUGAAACAGAUUAUGUAGAAGUGAUGGAGCAAGUUCUUGCUAAACUAGAGAAUAGAACUAGCAUUCCUGAAAUGGAUGAUAAUGUCCAGGAGUAUGAACACCCUUCAUAUGAAACACCUUAUGAAACACCACAAGAUGAGGGGUAUGAUGGGCAAGUAGAUGACCUGAUGAGUGAAGAGGGAUUGGAACCUUUAAAUGGAACAAUAACUGAAGUGGAAGUAAGGGAAGAUGAAAACCAGAAUGUCCCUGAAAAGCCUCCAGAAGUACCAAAACCCAAGAGGAUUCGUCCCUCCUUUAAAGAAGCUGCCUUAAGAGCAUACAGGAAGCAAAUGGCAGAGCUGGAGGAGAAGAUUCUAGCUGGAGAUAGCAGUUCUGUGGAUGAAAAGGCUCGAAUAGUAAGUGGGAGUGGUCUGGAUGUUUCCCAGUUCAGUGCGCUCCAAGCAUUUGGGGCUGGCAGGGGACUCUAUGGUAUUGACAGCAUGCCUGACCUUCGCAGAAAAAAAACCUUGCCCAUUGUACGAGAUGUGGCCAUGACAUUAGCUGCCCGAAAAUCUGGAAUCUCCCUGGCCAUGGUUAUUCGGACAUCUCUGAACAAUGAGGAAUUGAAGAUGCAUGUCUUCAAAAAGACUCUACAAGCAUUGAUCUACCCAAUGUCAUCUACCACCCCUCACAAUUUUGAGGUGUGGACAGCUACCACCCCAACCUACUGCUAUGAAUGUGAAGGUCUUCUGUGGGGGAUAGCAAGACAAGGCAUGAAGUGCAUGGAGUGCGGUGUCAAAUGUCAUGAAAAGUGUCAGGACCUUCUAAAUGCUGACUGUUUGCAGAGAGCUGCAGAGAAGAGUUCCAAGCAUGGUGCUGAAGAUAAGACUCAGACAAUCAUUACAGCCAUGAAGGAACGGAUGAAAAUAAGAGAGAGAAAUAGACCAGAGGUAUUUGAAGUGAUUCAGGAAAUGUUCCAAGUUUCCAAAGAAGACUUUGUACAAUAUACAAAGGCUGCCAAACAGAGUGUGUUGGAUGGGACAUCUAAGUGGUCAGCAAAAAUAACCAUCACAGUGGUUUCUGCCCAAGGCUUACAGGCUAAGGACAAAACAGGAUCAAGUGAUCCAUAUGUUACAGUUCAAGUUGGAAAGAACAAGAGAAGAACCAAAACUAUUUUUGGAAACUUAAAUCCAGUCUGGGAUGAAAAGUUUUAUUUUGAAUGCCAUAACUCUACCGACCGAAUCAAAGUCAGAGUAUGGGAUGAAGAUGAUGACAUUAAAUCAAGAGUCAAGCAACAUUUCAAAAAGGAAUCAGAUGAUUUUUUGGGACAAACAAUUGUUGAAGUAAGGACACUGAGUGGAGAAAUGGAUGUCUGGUACAACCUAGAGAAAAGGACAGAUAAAUCAGCUGUAUCUGGUGCCAUUAGGUUGAAAAUCAAUGUUGAAAUAAAAGGAGAGGAGAAGGUUGCACCAUAUCAUAUACAGUACACAUGUUUGCAUGAGAACCUGUUCCAUUACUUGACUGAAGUUAAAUUUAAUGGUGGAGUGAAAAUCCCAGAAGUCAAAGGAGACGAAGCCUGGAAGGUUUUCUUUGAUGAUGCAUCCCAAGAAAUAGUAGAUGAAUUUGCAAUGCGUUAUGGAAUUGAGUCUAUUUAUCAAGCAAUGACGCAUUUUUCGUGUCUGUCUUCCAAGUACAUGUGUCCUGGUGUCCCAGCAGUGAUGAGUACCUUAUUGGCAAACAUAAAUGCUUUUUACGCCCACCCAACAGUCUCAACUAAUGUGCAGGUGUCUGCCUCGGAUCGGUUUGCUGCUACCAAUUUUGGCAGAGAAAAGUUCAUAAAACUACUGGAUCAGUUGCACAACUCUUUGAGGAUUGAUUUGUCAAAGUACAGGGACAACUUUCCUGCUAGCAAUUCAGAGAGACUUCAAGAUCUGAAAUCAACUGUUGACCUGCUAACAAGCAUCACCUUUUUUCGAAUGAAGGUUUUAGAACUCCAAAGUCCACCAAGAGCCAGCACUGUUGUAAAGGACUGUGUCAGGGCUUGUUUAGACUCCACAUACAAGUAUAUUUUUGACAACUGCCAUGAACUCUACACACAGCUAAUAGAUCCGAGUAAGAAACAGGACAUUCCUCGAGAAGAUCAGGGUCCAACCACCAAGAAUUUGGAUUUUUGGCCCCAGCUCAUCACUCUGAUGGUCACAAUUAUUGAUGAGGAUAAAACUGCAUACACACCUGUCCUGAAUCAGUUCCCUCAAGAACUGAACAUGGGAAAAAUUAGUGCUGAGAUCAUGUGGACCCUCUUUGCACUGGAUAUUAAGUAUGCACUGGAAGAACAUGAAAAGCAGCGGUUAUGCAAGAGUACCGAUUAUAUGAAUUUGCAUUUCAAAGUAAAAUGGUUUUAUAAUGAAUAUGUGCGAGAGCUCUCAGCCUUCAAAGAUGCUGUUCCUGAAUACUCUUUAUGGUUUGAGCCUUUUGUCAUUCAGUGGCUCGAUGAAAAUGAAGAUGUGUCCAUGGAGUUUCUUCAUGGUGCGCUAGGAAGAGACAAAAAAGACGGAUUCCAGCAGACUUCAGACCAUGCCCUCUUCUCUUGCUCUGUGGUAGAUGUCUUUGCACAGCUUAACCAAAGCUUUGAGAUUAUCAAGAAAUUGGAGUGCCCUAAUCCUGAAGCAUUAUCCCAUUUAAUGAGAAGAUUUGCAAAGACCAUCAGUAAAGUUCUACUCCAGUAUGCUGCAAUUGUCUGCAACGACUUCAGUUCUUACUGUGAUAAAGAAAAUGUGCCCUGUAUUUUGAUGAACAACAUCCAACAGUUGCGAGUCCAGCUGGAAAAAAUGUUUGAAUCCAUGGGAGGGAAAGAGCUAGAUCCUGAAGCUAGUAGUGUUCUCAAAGAACUUCAGGUAAAACUCAGUGGGGUCCUGGAUGAACUCAGCGUAAUCUACGGUGAAAGUUUCCAGCUCAUAAUUGAAGAGUGCGUGAAGCAGAUGAGUUUAGAAUUGAAUCAGAUGAAAGGAAAUGGAAAUACCACCUCCAACAAGAACAAUGCAGCUAUGGAUGCAGAAAUUGUACUAAGACCUCUUAUGGACUUCUUGGACAAAACUUUAAGUCUCUCUGCGAAAAUCUGUGAAAAGACAGUGCUGAAGCGGGUUUUGAAAGAGCUGUGGAAGCUCGUCCUCAACAAAAUAGAAAAGCAGAUUGUCCUUCCUCCUUUGACAGAUCAAACAGGACCCCAAAUGAUUUUCAGUGCAGCUAAGGAUCUUGGACAGUUAUCUAAACUGAAGGAUCACAUGAUUCGAGAGGAAGCCAAGGGUCUGACCCUAAGACAGUGUGCUGUCAUGGAAGUAGUCUUGGCCACAAUUAAGCAAUACUUUCAUGCUGGAGGAAAUGGUCUGAAAAAGCACUUUUUGGAGAAGAGCCCUGAUCUUCAGUCUCUUAGAUAUGCUCUCAGUCUUUACACCCAAACUACUGAUGCCCUGAUAAAGAAAUUCAUAGACACUCAAACCUCUCAGAAUCGCUCCCAGAAUGAUUCAGUGGGACAGAUAUCCGUUCAUGUGGAUAUCUCAACCAUUCCAGGAACUGGGGAGCACAAAGUGACUGUAAAAGUCAUUGCCAUCAAUGACCUACACUGGCAAACCACAGCAAUGUUUCGCCCUUUUGUGGAGGUUUUUAUCCUGGGACCCAACCUCGGUGACAAGAAAAGGAAACAAGGCACCAAGACCAAAAGCAACACCUGGUCGCCCAAGUACAAUGAAACUUUCCAGUUCAUCCUGAGUAAUGAAAACCGCCCAGAGGCCUAUGAGCUUCACCUCUCAGUUAAAGAUUACUGCUUUGCGCGGGAAGAUAGAGUUAUAGGAAUGACAGUGAUUCAACUCCAGAAUAUAGUGGAGAAGGGGAGCUCUGGGGCAUGGUAUCCACUAUUGAAAAACAUCUUUAUGGAUGACACUGGCUUGACAAUCCUUAGGAUACUUUCUCAAAGGACCAAUGAUGAUGUGGCUAAGGAAUUUGUAAGACUGAAAUAUGACACAAGAUCCGCAGAAGAGAUUGCCUGAAACCAAUAUUGCAAGGUAGCAUCUUCAAGAACCUAAAUAAGCUAUUGUUGUUUGACUAGUGCAUGUGUGUGCAAAUCAGUGGGAAUGCAUAAUCAACUAUGUUUCAGUGUUUAUCAGCACUCUGGUGAGUGGAAGACCUGUGUGACUUUUGAUGCCUAUUGGGAUUUGGAAAGUUAGUAGUUCCAUGAAGUGCCAUAAUGAAGAUUAAAGACGCAUUAUCAAGAGUAUCUUUUCAGAUGUCAAUUUCAUUUCAUGAUCAAACUUCCAUCUCCUCAACUCAUUCAUAAAUUAUUUGUGCUUUCCCAUUUGUUCAUUAAUAGUUUUCCUUAAAUUACUGUUAUAUGUCAUUUAACAAGUUAACUGCCUAUCUGUGCAUUAGAAAGUAUUUUGUAUUCGUAGCUUUUUUAUGUUACUUCACCAUCAUUUUUAGAUGUCUGACCAAUAACUUUUUCUACCAUAGCUAGAAAUGCAGUUACUUCUAGAAAGUGUUUGUAAUUUUAUAAUUACUGAUGUAAUGUGAUGAUUUUUGCAUACAAAUGAAAAUAGAAAUGGUGGGAAAUAUUUUAUGCUGACCACUUUCCAACCUUUCUGAACUAUCACUGUGAAGAAACGCUAUUAAAGCAAUCUUAUACAAAGCAAUGCUCACUAGUUUGUUUAAAAAAAAAGUUUGAUAUAGUGAAAGAGCCUUUGUUCUUCAAAACUGCCAAGGUCAUGUCACAUUUGUACAAGAAGGUAAGUUAAUGUAUUUGCUCUGUGGCAUAAUGCUUUUACCAAAAUCCUUUUUUUUUUAGAAAGUGAUGUAGUCAGGGUAAAUGAUUUAGAAGUAGGAAGGCAAAUUUGUUUCUCUAAGUCAUCUAUUACGUGUAAUGAUACUGUUAGUGUUUUCCUUCUGACAGUUAUAAAGAUCAUUUUGCAUACUUAGCUGUAUAAUCAGUUGUCUUUUUUCUUUAAAAAAUAUUCAGCAGUUUGUACUGAAUGCAACAUGACUAUGUAAUGCACUGAAGCAAAAAAAAUUGUCUUCAUAUAUUUAGUGAAAAAAAUGUAAAAUAAAGUCUGACGAAACUGCUUUCAGUUUUGUAAUUUAUGUUACUUAUGUACCCACAAAAUACCAAGUAUACUAUCUAACUUGAAAGAGAGAGAAGAUGGAAGUGCUUGAAAAUAUUUUCUAUUCAAAAACCAACCUGACUGUAAGAUUGACUGAAUGAUACUUCCAUACAUCUGUAAUGUUCUUACCAAAUUUAUGGUUUGUUUUUCUUAAUAUAAACUAUCGACAUUUUCAUCUUCUAUAUUCCUAUGGUCCCACUUUCCCAGGUGAAUAGCUACACUCAGGUAUACAACAGUACUUUCCAAAUGCAGUGAAUGAAUGAAUCACUUGUAGUAGGCUAUCUAUAUGAUGAAUUCAACACUACUGAUCCUCCAAACCUGACUGAGACUGGUUUUGCUGAUCAAUUAGAUCAAAUAUUGGGGGUAUGAUAGUUCUCACAAUUUUUGUUGCCCUAUAUAGUGAAAAUAUUUUAUUAUACAAAAUAAUGGGAAAGAAAACCUCUGUGGCAUGGUAUCAUCAUAUAUGGAAAACAAUGUCUUUAUGCAUAAAACUGGCUUGACAAGCCUUAGAUUGUUUUCUUAAAGCAUAGUCAGUGUUGCAUCUUGUCGGGCAAUUGCUGGAUCAGUGAUUGCUUAUAAUGCAUGGCAUAAACACAAUAUUUUAGCACAUGCAUUAAAAAAUACUUGUAUAUGGAAAACUUACAACCUUUUAUAGGACUUCCUGCCUCCCUCUUUCACUGAUAGAGCAUCAUUUCCUUGUUUAGAAAUGAAAAACUCAGGUUCUUUUGACUCUAAUUACCAAUGAAAUAUGUUUGUGAAGUUCAAAAAUAAUGUUAUGUCUGGAAAACAUUUUUCUACAUAAUUGUAGUUACAGAAAUGACUGAAGACAAGAAGCAACAUAAUUUUUUAAACAAUUGCAUUGCUCAGAAUAUUUACAUUGAUGCUUCAUUGAAUAUAGUUGUUUGCCCCACUAAAGAAACCUGAUACACAAAAGUGAGAACUUGCAAAAUAAAUUAUGGGGUAAUUUUUACUAUACUUAAGGAUUUGCUAUAUGAUUUCCUAUAGCAAGAACGCUUGGGACAUUUAAGAGGCAAUGUAGUAUUGUGGAUAGAGUAUCAGACAAGUUAUGCUGGUCUUUACUAGCUGUGUGAAGGCGUUAGUAAGAUGCCUCAACCCUCUGAGCCUCAAUUCUUUAUCUGUAAGAUGUAAGACUUGUACUGACUACCUCACAGGAAAAUGCUUUGUAAAGCUUUAAAGGGUUAUAGAAAUGUGAGUCAUCUGAAACAUGGUUCCAUUUCUAAAGUUUUGACGUACGCUUUUCAGAAAUACAUCCAUAAACAAAUUCAUGUGCCACUCUUAACAAUAAAAGGAAAGCAAAUCAG
Molecule: messenger RNA, 9306 nt
Organism: Phascolarctos cinereus (koala)
Lineage: Eukaryota; Metazoa; Chordata; Mammalia; Diprotodontia; Phascolarctidae
Gene: UNC13C
Product: unc-13 homolog C
Biological process (GO): dense core granule priming; synaptic transmission, glutamatergic; synaptic vesicle priming
Cellular component (GO): presynaptic membrane; plasma membrane; synaptic vesicle membrane
Molecular function (GO): syntaxin-1 binding; diacylglycerol binding; calmodulin binding
Source: RefSeq, a predicted model, not a curated record